Messenger RNA from Alternaria atra, 3102 nucleotides. RefSeq lists its product as uncharacterized. The coding region runs from base 1 to 3102 and encodes 1033 amino acids. The record is from RefSeq and is a predicted model, not a curated record. Gene Ontology annotation, molecular function: DNA-binding transcription factor activity, RNA polymerase II-specific; zinc ion binding; sequence-specific DNA binding. Lineage: Eukaryota; Fungi; Ascomycota; Dothideomycetes; Pleosporales; Pleosporaceae. The transcript has 6 exons. Gene Ontology annotation, biological process: positive regulation of transcription by RNA polymerase II; DNA-templated transcription.
AUGAGCGGCCUCAAGCGCUCUUUGGACGAGUCGUCUCAUGACGGGGACAAACCCUCGCCCUCGGACUCGUCGUCGGUGUCGACAGUGAAGCCUGCCUCGCCCGCCGCGCCCUCGUCGUCGAGCUCCUUCCGCAAUGUGAGCGCCUGCAACCGCUGCCGCCUGCGCAAGAACCGAUGCGACCAGCGUCUGCCCUCGUGCGCCUCAUGCGACAAGGCCGGCGUCAAGUGCGUGGGCUACGACCCCAUCACCAAGCGUGAGAUUCCGCGCAGCUAUGUAUUCUACUGCGAAACCCGAAUCGCAUACCUCGAAAGCCUGCUGCGGGAGAAUGCGAUUCCCUUCCAGGACGCCCAAGACUUCAACCCAGCUUUUGUGUCGAAUGGCUCCCUCACCCCACAACCCAUAUCCGCCGCACCGCCGCCUCGCAAUGGCAAUACCAAACCGACUGCUGCCCAGGCCAAAGAAGAAAGCGACAAGUACGAUCGCGAGAAGCUUACCAAGCUGGUGUCAAACAUUGGCAUGGUCUCGGUGCAAGGCGCCAGCGACCCGAGAUAUCUGGGCUCAACAUCCGGCAUAUCUUUUGCACGGGUAGUGUUUGCUGCCGUAAAGAGCUCCGUAUCAGGCUCCUCGUCUGAGCGGGGAAGCAACCGGGGAGCCAAAGUAACGAGCAACGUCGUCGACAGCGGCACCUCCAUGCGCGACUCCUUCUUUGGACUACAGACCAAGCCCACCAUACGGCAGGCGCCCUUCCCAGACCGAGAGCUUGGUUCGCGACUCGUUGAGCUGUACUUUGAGCACGCAAACCCACAAAUACCCAUCUUGCACCGGGGCGAGUUCAUGGAGAUGUUUGAGCGCGUGUACACUUCCGGUGAACGCCAUCGUACUUCACGAGAGUCGUACAUGCUCAACAUUGUGUUUGCCAUAGGCGCUGGCAUCAUCCUGGGCAGUUCCGACUCCGAGGGCUCGCCGUCGUCGGAUCAUAGUCGCUCACCAACAAAAUCACGAUCAUCACCACCGAGCAGCAAGAAGCGGCGACUUGCAGGCCACCAGCAUCAGCCCGAGGAAUACCAUGCCUCUGCAAUCGUGCACCUGGAGAAUUUUCUGGGUUCCUCUCCCGCCGCGGACCGUCCCGACGGCUUCGGUGGUGGCCUUGAGGAACUUCAAGCUGUGCUACUGCUCGCGGGCUUUGCGCUGCUGAGACCCGUCGCCCCUGGCUUGUGGUACAUUGUCGGUGUUGCUGUCCGCCUUGGAGUGGACCUAGGGUUGCAUUACGAGGACGGUGUGGGUAUCGACGGCGCGGGUGCGGAAGACCAAACUGCCGGAACCGCAUCCUUCAAAUCCGAGGGUGAUGGAAAUAUGACAGCUGGCAGCGGCGCGAAUACGUCGAAAAUAGAUGCCAAGGAGAGAGGUCGCAGACAGUGGGUCAGAGACCUGCGGAGACGCUUGUGGUGGUGCGUCUACUCGCUGGAUAGACUGGUGAGCACGUGUGUUGGUAGACCUUUCGGUAUCACAGACCAGAUUGUCACUACCGAAUUUCCUUCACUUCUCGAUGAUCGUUACAUCACCAAGGAAGGAUUUCUGGAACCACCGGUCCAUCAAGAGAAGCCCACAUACAAGAUUGUAGCCCAUCACUACUUCCGGCUGAGGCUACUACAGUCUGAAAUACUGCAAGUCCUACAGUACCGACAGGCACAGCAGGCACGAGCGAGUGGUGCGAACCAAAGCAAUGACUUCAUGCAUACCAAGCUGCCUUCGCCAUUCUUGAUCAAUUUUGAGUCGUUCCGCGCCUGGCGCGUAGAUAUCGACAGGCGGUUACUGGAAUGGAAAGACUCCGCGCCAACACAGCUGGACGCCGGUGUGCAGUUUUCACCACUGUUCCUAGAGCUCAAUUACUGGCAAGCAUUGAUCAUGCUGUACCGGCAGAGCCUGGUUGUCCCCUCUGGUCUGCAAGACGAACUGGGCAACACAGGCUCCGACAUGGGAAGCCCCUCAAUGAGCAAUCUUGAGGAGCGCGAAGACGAAGACUUGGUCUUUCUUAAGGUAGCUGAAGCUGGCCAAAAGGUUCUGAAGCUGUAUCGGCAGUUGCACCGAGUACACCUUGUCAACUACACCUUUCUUGCAACCCACCACCUCUUCAUGGCUGGCAUAUCCUUCCUCUACGCAGUGUGGCAUAGCGUCCAUGUACGCAGUUUAUUGUCUCUUGAUGACGUUGACUUUACCGUCCUUGCCGCAACAUCCGUGUUGGGUGACCUGAUCGAUAAGUGCCCGCCCGCAGAAGCAUGCCGCGAUGCAUUUGAUCGAAUGAGCAAAGCGACUAUUCAAAUGUGCAUGUCCACCACAGGCUUUGGGCCACAGGCUCUGCGGUCACUACCACAAGCGCAGCAAUACCAUGCGCAAACUUCACCAAACACUACAUAUGCAUCUACAGCCGAUGCAGAUGCCAGGUCAGACACUGAUAUGCAAGGUUAUGGAGCAAGGAACACAAGCGGCUUCUUUGGCCACCAACAGCAACACCAGCACCAGCGACGACCAGUACCCCGCUUCGACAUGAACCUCAAGGAUCUCUUUUCGGACGAUGAGACCGACAAGCGGUCUUUCAGUCGUGUAAGCAACCAAGUCAACGCCAUGAGACCCCCUCCGACACCCAUGAAAUCCGAACCACGAAUGCAGCCCUUUACGGCUGACCUGAAGAUCUCCCCACAACUCCGCACCACCCACCAACAACAAAACAAUUUCUUCGCUGCAAGUCCAAACAUGACUAGCCCAAACCAACAAAAUGCCUUCUCCACUACUCCACCCGCUAAUCCGCCCAUGCCAUCACCAUACCAAAUCAGUAACCAGGUGCCCUACAACAACUUUGCGCAGAAUGUAACAUCCAGUUAUCCCGAUUUAGGUUUCUCUGACCUAGACUUCCUAGAUAGUUUCCCCGCGCAGGGUGCAAGCAGUGGUGGGGCAGAUGCAAGCAGUGGCGGAGUGCAAGACAUAGGAAUUGGUUUUGGAAUGGGAUUUGGUGACGGGACGCAUGAUUGGAGUGAUGGUAAUGGACUGGAUCUCUUCGAUGGAUUUUUCUUCGGACCUGGAGGUACUGGUGGUACCGGUAUGUGA